AUGGAAAGAGGUCAUCACCCUUCCUCAGUGAUGGUUUGAUAUAUAAGAAUAGUGACACGUGAUCAUGUGAGAGACGUCAUUAUACCGGAAAAAGAGAAUACUGCCCGCAAUUUGAUUUUGUGCAAAUCAGAACUAGAUAAACUAGAGGCUAUUCAGGAGACUGAAGGUCAAGAUAAGUCUGAAGAAUUAAGGAAACAAAGAGAACAAUAUGAAUUGGAUGCGGCUGAAAGCGAUAACAGAAAGAGGGAGCUUCAAAAACACUAUGUCAGCUACAGGGAAAUGGAUCCUGUCCUCAGUAAGCUGGAAUAUGUCGCUAAGCUUAAAGCUAAUCUUCUUCUUCAAAAAGCUAAAGCUGUAAGGCAAGAAGAUGAUGACGAUAUUAAAUUGUGUAAUAAGCUACUUCUCGGGACGAAAUGCCAAGCAAUAAGGGAUGCUCAGAUAAUGGAAAGAAAACAGAUACAGGAAGAAUUGGAACAGGAAGAAAAACGUCUUGAGGAAAUGAUGGAACAUGAAAGGCUAAAGAAGUUAGCCAGAGAAAAGGAAGAAUUCCUCUUACGGCAGAAGAAAAGGGAAGAAUAUAUUUAUAGUCUUGAUGAACAAGUAAAAAGGAAUCUCUUAGAAAGAGAAAUGGAAGCAGAAAAGCAACUUGAGGAAGCAAUGAUUUUAAACGAAGCUGUGAUACAAUCUAAAAUUGAUUACUUGAAGCAGGAAGAAGAAAAAAAAAUGAGAAAAGAUAAAAUAAGAAAGGAAAUCCAUAAAAUGAACGAGCAAGUUCUAAAUCUUUUAGAUGAAGAAAAAGAAAAAGCAAAGCUUGCUGAUCUAAAGAUUCAAGAAUUAAUGAAGAAGAAAGCAGCGGAGGAACAAAAAAGAGAAGAAGAGCUAUUAAGAGAAAAAAAAGAAAGAGAAAAGGAGCUAGCAAAAAUGAGGAAAGCUCAGCAGUCACACUCGGACGAUAUAGAAAAAAGGGAAGCGGAUAGGGCUAAGAGGAUUCAAGAACAGUAUGAAGAACAGUGGAGAAAAAAGGAAAGGAAGGAGUAUGAAGACAAGGUCAAAGCAAAUGAAAAAUUAAAAGAAGAUAGAAGGCUACAGAUUGAAGAAAAACAAAGAGCUCAAGCAAGGGAGAGAGAAAGGGAAAUGGAAGAAGUUGCACGACUUCAAAUGAUGGAAGAAGCCAUACGACAAAAGGAAAAAGAACAAGAAGAGGAAAGAAGAAGGGCAAAAGAAGAAUACAAGGCUCAAUUAUUAAAACAGAUGAAUGAAAGAGAGAAAGAACGAAUAGUCAAAAGAAAAGAAAUAUUUGAAGAUGGAAUCAACCCACAAGAUACCAGAACAGUAUAUCAAAGAUGUGGAGAAGAAACUUCGUUCAUACUCCUCUUUAUAACUUUUGUUGGACUCGAAAUGGAAACGACACCUGAACCUAGUGCCGUUGUUGCAUCUACUCCAGUUCAAGAGAAUGUAGCUGCUGUAAUAGCGUCCGGUGUGGACACUCCAGCUGCUGCUUCCCCUGUAGAAAAAACAGAGAAUGGCUCUCCCAACAAAAAAGGUUGGCCUAAAGGAAAAAAACGGAAGAAAGCUCAGAAAGAUCACACAGCUCCUAGACAACCUCUUACAGGAUAUGUUCGAUUCUUGAACGAUAGGAGAGAAAAAUUUCGAGCUGAGAAUCCUAACAUGCCAUUUGCUGAAAUAACUAAAGUUUUAGCCGCAGAAUGGAGUGCACUCCCUCAUGACCAAAAACAGCAAUAUCUAGUUGCUGCAGAACAAGAUCGAGAGAGGUAUCUUCAGGAAGUUGCUGCUUAUAAAAAGUCUGAAGCCUAUAGGCUCUUCAGUGAACAGCAGGCCUCCAAGAAGCCUAAAGAAGAAUGCGAAGAGACUCUUCACGAACCUGAAACUGACGUCUCGGGAUAUGAUAUUCCGGUUUUCACAGAAGAAUUUUUAGAUCACAACAAGGCCCGUGAAGCUGAACUGAGACAAUUGAGGAAGAGCAACACGGAUUAUGAACAGCAAAAUGCAACCAUACAGACCUAUAUCGCUGGGCUGCAUAAUGCUAUAGAAAAACUUUCUGUAGAAACGCAACAGCAGCGAAGUAAUAACAAUGCAUUAGAACAGCAUUUGCAGCAUCUGCGUACAGUUUUCACUGCUGCCUUUACUCUCAUCCAAGUUCCAGGUUUAGAACCUCCAACCAUCAGUAACAUUGACGAAUACGUCGUUAAACUGACAGCGUAUGCUAGAGAGGAACCGAACAAUCCUGUUAUUACUACAUUAAAGAACACCAUUAGCCAGUUAGACGUACAAGCAUGACCCAGAAUUAUUAUAAAAAGAAAACUAUUAAAAUCGAAAAAACAUUCAUGAUCUGUAGUUUCUGCGAAACUAUAGUACUAUGAAAAAAAAAUUUUUUUUUUCUUUCUUAAUCUUAAAAUUCCAUUGUAAAGUGCAUUAUAUUUUGAAUGCAGUUUUAUUAAAUUUUAUAUCUUUUGGUUAAUACAUUUAGUGUGAGAUUUAUUGAAAUCAAUAAUAAGGUUAUUUCUUAAAUUGUAUUAUGAAAGUAUAUCUGUUUACGAUGGACAACUUCCCAUUGAUCCAUGGUUUUAAUUAUUGUAAUAUAAGUAAUUAUAGAUUAAUUUUCAUUUUAAAUGGUGUAUAUAUUUUCUUAGUUUGAAGAAACUAUUUUUUUUUUCUAAUCAUUGAACUUGAAUUAUAAUUCAUAGAUAAAACAAUAUAUGCUAUUUAUUUGCAUCGUAAUUAGUAGAGUCAAUGUAGUAAUAUUCUAAAAAUAUUUAAUAUUUUGCUAUUGAUUAUAAUAUGAUUAUUAAAUAACUUAGUGAUCAGAUUCCAGAUUUCAAUUUAUUAUUAUUUAUGAGUUUUUAAAUAUAAUCGUAUAUUAUUAUUGAAUUUAAGAUACUUAAUUAUAUGCUCUGAAAUGUUACAUCAGGAGCUGUGGAUAAUAUAUUGUAUAUUUUUAAGAAAAUGAAUUAAACUUUACUUCUUUUUUAAUUUUUAAUGAAAAAAAAGGCUACAAUUUGUUUUUUUCAAUAAUUAUUUUUUAAUUUGUACUGACUCAAAAAACUAUUAGAUGUGUUAUAGCUAUUUUACAACAUUUUAUUGAUGUACUUAUCCUUACUCUAUUUAGAUAUCAUGUUCCUAAUCUCUUGUGGAUCUGGUCCUUUGAGGAUUCAUGUACCAUUUACAUCUGUUGUAGAUAUACGAAAAUAUAACAUAUUUUAAAAUUUACAUAUC
This is a messenger RNA of Nezara viridula (southern green stink bug), 3234 nucleotides long. Lineage: Eukaryota; Metazoa; Arthropoda; Insecta; Hemiptera; Pentatomidae. The record is from the annotation of a GenBank genome assembly.